AUGCCGACAGCCUCUUCUUUGUGGCUGGCGCGCCUGCAGCUGCGCGCACUAAGCCGAGCUGAACGAACGACCGGAGGGGGAGCAGAAUCCAACUCGAUGGGCAUCCGAGGGACAGACGGCCUGCCCCAGCUCAAGCCCGCUGAGGCCGGCAGAUACGCACCCGUGUUGGCUCUCGCGCGUCUUUUUCUGGCGGACAAACACGCUGACCUGUUGCUUCUGUUCCAGAACCUCCGGCGGCUUGCGGAUCUGCGAGGUCCGUCCAGACUGUUCCCCUCGGCUCGCCAAGUCCCGCGUCACAUCUGCGCACACGUCGGGCCUCCAAACAGCGGGAAAACCGCGGGCGCCGUGGAGGCCCUGGUGAACGCCUCGACAGGCUGCUACCUCGCACCCCUCCGCCUCCUCGCCUGGGAGGUCUACGUGAAGCUAAAGAAGGCGGGGAAGCGUGUGGCGCUCGUCACGGGACAGGAACGCCACGUGUGCCCGGACUGGACGCACCUGUGCUGCACUGUUGAAAUCGCCCCUCUCGAUCGACGCUUCACCUGCGCCGUCCUGGAUGAGGCGCAGCUCCUCGCCAACUCUCAACGCGGAGAUGCCUGGACGAACGCGCUUCUCGGCAUGCAGGCAGACGAACUCCACGUUUGCAGCGAAGCGCGCGCAGCGCCUCUGGUAGAAAAACUUGCCACGGCGUGUGCGGACAGGUUCACCAUUCGGCGGUACGAGCGGCUCUCUCCCCUUCGCGUAGACGACCGGCCUCUUGCGCGACUGGAAGAUCUCCGUACAGGAGACUGUUUGCUGUGCUUCACGCGAGUCGACGUCCUGCGACUCAAGCGGAAGCUAGAGGGCCUCGGCUUUGACGUUUGCGCGGUGUACGGACACCUGCCGCCGUCUGUCAAACAGCGCCAGGCGCGCAAGUUUAAUGCAGCCGUUGCGGAGGCGGUUGCCGCAGAGGCGGCUGCUGCUGAGGCGACGGGAGAGGCGUGGAUGUCUCAGGUGUCUCAGGGCGCACUCAAGAAUCCGCAGGGAGAAGGCGAGGCGCCCGCUGGCCUGUGGCCGCUCGGUGACGAGCGGCCAGCUGACGCAAGGGCGCUGGAGGCCCACUCCGCAGCAGCAGACGCUUCGCGUGAGUCGCAUUCUCUCCUCCGUGUCCUCCGCGAUCUCCGCCCGGGGAGCACGUCGCCUUCGUUUCUGGAGUCCACCCCCACAGCGACACCUCCGCCGCCCUCGACUGGUUCUCGUCUCCUGUCCCCCGGCGACCGUGCGCGCCGCCGGACUGUUUUGAUUUCAACCGACGCGGUUGGCAUGGGUCUGAACCUAGAGAUUCGCCGAGUGGUUUUCUGGAAGAUGAGCAAGUUCUCUGGAAGCGCCAAGAGGCCGCUCACCGUCGCGGAGCUUCGACAGCUGGGCGGCCGCGCUGGCAGACGGGGAAGACUCUUCGGCGAGGAAGGCGGACGAGUCAGUUGCAUGGAGGGAGAGGACUUCCAUCGACUCACACAGGCUUUCGAUGACUCGUCGCCUAUCCCGCCUCUGAAGCAGGCCGCGCUGCUGCCCUCAGUGCGACAGCUGCUGCUGUUCUGUGACGAGCUGAAGCGCUCGGGCCUCGCCGGUCCGCGAGGGAUCGUCGGCGCGUCUCCCAGCUCGCCCAGCGGCUUCGCGUCUGCGCACCUCGGCAAGUUCUACGAGGAAGCGUUGCAACUGUUCUGCGACCUGGUCAGGGUCGACGCCGAUUUCUUCGUUCCCCUGCACAAACUGAACCGCAUGCUUACGGUGCUGCAUGCCCUGUCAGACAUUCCGCUCUCGCGUCAGCAGCGGUUCACGUUCGCGCUCGCCCCCCUUCCUGUGGCGGCGCCGGCUGCCUUUCUGAAGGACAGCUCGCGAAAGCGACGGCCGCAGCCCGCGGGCGAGCCCGCCGCAGCCGGCGCCACUGGGUGCUCAGAGCUCGAGGGGGAUCAGGAGGAUCCUGCGGCGGCAGCGGCGGAGGCGGGCGAGCAGGCGGAGCCCGACGAGGAGGAGGACGCGUGGCUCAUAGCGGAGGCUGAGCAAGGCAUUUUUUUUAAACGAGUAGAUGACGAGGGACUCGCACUGGCCGCCGGCCUUGGCGCCGGGCUGUCGCCACUCGUCCUCGGGGCAGUGAGAACCUUCGCCGUGCUGCUCAGCUCGUGCGGCGUGGCGCCCCUUCCGCAGGAUCUCCGCUUCUGCGGCUACGCGGCCUGCGGCGCUGCGCACGCAGAAGGGAACCGCGAAACAGGAGGCGGGGUAGGAGACGCUGCAUCUGACCCGAGGAGUGCGCGCGGGUCUGGGGAGGCGGUGGAGACUGGCGGCGCGUCGCUGCUGAAUCCGGGGCAGACAGAGGUGCGAGAGACCUUGGAGGCUUCGACGCUGCUGCGCGCCUGUGGCGAGUCGCCGUCUUUUCAGGCGUCGUUGAUGGCGUCCCUCGGCUCCGCCAGCGGCGAGGAAGUCGGGGACGCAGACCUCCGAGACCUGGAGGAGCGGCUGAGCCAACUGGAGCAGCUUUACCAGAUUUUGGACCUGUAUCGUUGGCUCUCGUUCAAGUACCCGCACGCGUUUCUUGAUGCGUCCCUGGCCACGGAGUCUCAGCGGCAUCUGACGGCGGCGAUAGAGUCGCAUCUCACGAGAGUUUCAGAUCCCAGUCCCGCCCUCGCAGGUAUGCAGCAGCUUCACCCUGAGAGCGGGUGUCACUCACGCGAGGCCGGUGAACUUGGCCUGGAUCAGCGACAGGCUCUGCGUGCGCUGUCUGCUUCGUCUGCACUGCGCGUCAGCGCAGCCGGGAGGGACAGCGACUUCUUUGCAGCGCUGACUCGAGACAAGACCGGCCUCGCGCAUGACGCCUUCCUUCACUUACGCCACGUGGAAGCAGACGGCGGGGGUGGCGGGUCGCUGCCUGGCAAGCACGAUCCCCUCCUCGCUCUGCUUGCGGCCUCGGCCGUUGGAAGGCAGCUUUUUGACGGGGCGAGCAACCCAGGUCGCGCGUUCUCCGAGGCAGUUCAGGGUCUCCUAGAAGAGGGGCGGAGCCGCGGCAUGCCGCCCGCGAAUGGCUGCAUGCCGACCGCGAUGUGCUGCAUGCCCCCUGCAGAUGCUGCGUGCCCACCAGAGCGAGAAAACGACGCGAGGCGAACGGAGGGGCUACCCUUCUGCGUCGACGUGCGAGCCACAGUGGCGACCCCACAUGCCACAGCCCGAAUGCCGCAGCCGCAGGAGAGAGGCGACGCGUGCGGCAAAGCCGACGCAGAAACUGAGACAGAAAGAGGCCGAAAGCGAGUGGGGAGAGUCGAGUUGGAGCUAGACAGGCUCGACGAAAGCCGCAAAGAAGGGCGAGUCGAUGCCAGCGGCGGAGGCCAAGUUGCCGCGAAGGAAAAGGGCACCCUGGAGGACGUGUGGGUUGAGACCCGCCCGCUGGGAAAUAGUAGGGAAAAUGCGUCGAAAUUGAGUCGCCUCCUGCGGGAGAUUUCUGCGCUGACCUGUGUGAACGAGUCCGAGGCCGAAAAAACGUUGGAGGAGGUCGUGCUGCGCUUAAGAUCACGUAGCCACGUAGACGCCCCCACCGAAAGCAAGAGAAUCGAUUAG
Molecule: messenger RNA, 3582 nt
Organism: Besnoitia besnoiti
Lineage: Eukaryota; Apicomplexa; Conoidasida; Eucoccidiorida; Sarcocystidae
Exons: 7
Coding region: 1-3582 (1193 amino acids)
Biological process (GO): RNA catabolic process; mitochondrial RNA 3'-end processing
Cellular component (GO): mitochondrial degradosome
Molecular function (GO): RNA helicase activity; hydrolase activity, acting on acid anhydrides
Source: RefSeq, a predicted model, not a curated record